AUGGAUGUCUCACGAGUAGUGAAGUUCGAAUCCCAUACAGUGGACGAGGAUGGAGUUCCGACAGAAGUUGCCGAUUAUUUAGAUUAUUUUGCUCAGAUGAUCGAAAAGAAGGAUGUUCUGGAAAUCCACAAUCUGUACGAGCAACAUUUUCCGGAUCUCACUGAGAGGUUUUAUCGUGAGCGGAUGUGGCCUGAUGAACAAACAGUGGAAAGCAUUGUCGGUAGCGAGAAUCGUCUUUUCAUUGUUCUUUACAAAGAGCUUUACUAUCGUCAAGUGUACGCACGCAACCAGCGGGGUCCAUCUCUGGCGCAUCGUUUCGAGUCUUUCAUGAAUUACCAGGACUUAUUUUCUGAGAUUUUAUCUAGUAAAGAGCCAGUGUCGUUAGCUCUUCCUAACGUUUGGCUCUGGGAUAUUAUUGAUGAAUUUGUAUAUCAGUUCCAAGCGUUUUGCCUAUACAAAGCUAAUCCUGGAAAGAGAAGUGUCGACGAAGUAGAUGAGCUUAUAAGUAUCGAGGAGGCUCAGAAUGCGUGGAACAUUUAUCCUGUGCUGAAUAUUUUAUAUUCGUUGUUAUCUAAAUCUCAGAUAAACGAGCAACUAGUGGCCAUCAAAGCACGGAGAAAUCCUGACGAUGUUGCUGAUGAAUUUGGACAGUCGGCCCUUUAUUUUAAAUUGGGAUAUUUCUCGCUGAUUGGUCUACUAAGAACUCAUGUUCUACUUGGAGACUAUCACCAGGCCUUGAAAACAGUGGAAAACGUUGAAUUCGAUGCGAAGGGGCUUUACAACACUGUUCCAUCAUGUCUUGUAACACUGCAUUACUUUGUUGGUUUCUCUCAUAUGAUGAUGAGAAAUUAUGGCGAGGCAACUAGGAUGUUUGCCAAUUGCCUCCCGCAACGGAUUGAUGAGUCUAUUGCUUCUCAGUUAGCCGAACGCUGUGGUGAUCGCAUGUCACGGAUGACAAAUGGGGACUUGGACGAGUUUCGCCUUGCUUUCCAAAUGGGGUGCCCAAAAUUCCUAUCCCCUACCACCGUAGUUUAUGAAGGAUCUAACCUGUCGAAGGAGCCUUUGCUGCGUCAGUCCCAAGCUUUUCUGGAAGGAGUAGAAGCACAAAUGGCACUGCCUAUACUGCGUGGAUAUUUGAAGCUCUACACCUCUUUGCCUACGAAAAAACUCGCAUCGUUUAUGGAUGUGGAUGAUAAGAACUAUGACUCAUUUAUCGGAAAGUUGUUGAGUUACAAGAUGAUUGUCAAUGAACUUGGUAAGGAUUCAGUAGCCGUUCCAAAUGAAGACGACGAACCGAACACGGAUAUUGAUUUCUACGUUGAUAAGGUAUACUAA
This is a messenger RNA of Angiostrongylus costaricensis, 1335 nucleotides long. The record is from the annotation of a GenBank genome assembly. NCBI's taxonomy places the organism in Eukaryota, Metazoa, Nematoda, Chromadorea, Rhabditida, Metastrongylidae.